GACUGGAAGAAUGUCUUUUCCACCUCAUUUGAAUCGCCCUCCUAUGGGAAUCCCAACCCUUCCCCCUGGGAUCCCACCUCCGCAGUUUCCUGGCUUUCCUCCACCUGUACCUCCUGGGACCCCUAUGAUUCCUGUACCAAUGGGCAUUAUGGCUCCUGCUCCGACUGUAUUAGUUCCUACCACAGUGUCUAUGGUUGGAAAACAUUUGGGAGUCAGAAAAGAUCAUCCUGGCUUAAAGAACAAAGAAAAUGAUGAGAACAGCGGUCCCACUACCACGGUUUUUGUAGGCAACAUUUCUGAGAAGGCCUCGGACAUGCUUAUACGGCAGCUUCUAGCAAAAUGUGGCUUGGUUUUGAGUUGGAAGAGAGUACAAGGGGCAUCUGGAAAACUUCAAGCCUUUGGAUUUUGUGAGUACAAAGAACCAGAAUCCACGCUACGAGCACUGAGACUACUCCACGACCUCCAGAUUGGAGAGAAGAAGCUGCUAGUCAAAGUUGAUGCAAAGACAAAGGCUCAGCUAGAUGAAUGGAAAGCAAAGAAAAAGGCUUCUAAUGGGAACUCCAGACCAGAGACAACGAAUGACGACGAUGAAGCACUGGAUGAGGAAACAAAGAGAAGAGAUCAGAUAAUUAAAGGGGCCAUUGAAGUCUUAAUACGAGAAUAUUCCAGCGAGCUCAAUGCCCCCUCCCAGGAAUCUGACUCUCACCCCAGGAAGAAGAAAAAGGAAAAGAAGGAGGACAUUUUCCGCAGAUUUCCAGUGGCCCCACUGAUACCUUAUCCACUCAUCACCAAGGAGGAUAUAAAUGCUAUAGAAAUGGAGGAAGACAAAAGAGACCUGAUAUCAAGAGAGAUCAGUAAAUUCAGAGACACACACAAGAAACUGGAGGAGGAAAAAGGCAAAAAGGAGAAAGAAAGACAGGAAAUUGAAAAAGAACGCAGAGAAAGAGAAAGGGAACGGGAGCGUGAACGAGAAAGGAGGGAGCGUGAAAGAGAGAGGGAGCGUGAACGAGAGAAGGAGAAGGAACGGGAGCGUGAACGAGAGCGAGAUAGGGAUCGUGACCGAACUAAGGACCGAGACAGAGACCGUGAACGAGACCGAGAUCGGGAAAGGAGUUCAGAUCGCAACAAGGAUCGGAGCAGAUCAAGAGAAAAAAGCAGAGAC
Messenger RNA from Pterocles gutturalis (yellow-throated sandgrouse), 1162 nucleotides. RefSeq names its product RNA-binding protein 25-like. The record is from RefSeq and is a predicted model, not a curated record. Gene Ontology annotation, biological process: regulation of alternative mRNA splicing, via spliceosome. Gene Ontology annotation, cellular component: spliceosomal complex. Gene Ontology annotation, molecular function: mRNA binding. The annotation marks the transcript as partial. NCBI's taxonomy places the organism in Eukaryota, Metazoa, Chordata, Aves, Pterocliformes, Pteroclidae. The transcript has 10 exons.